UUUUUGGGGGCGGGGAUGAUGGGGAAGGAUUGGUAUGUAAAUUGCUUUGCCUUUAUAAUUUGUUUUAAGGUUAUGAUAGGGUUUGGAGUUGUCAGACAGUUCACAUUUCCACAUGACUUGCAGCUCCUGCAUCAGUGCAUUAACUUCCUAUGAAACUGGUGUAGUCACAGCUGAAGUUGGUCUCAUGGUCACAUUUCCUGUAGCACUUUGGUCGUGUAUUCGGUCAAGUGGAAGAAGCAGAUGGUAAAAGAGGCAGGGCCUUGAAAUUAGGUACUAGUUUAACCAGUGCACAGGACUCACUCUAUUUCACACCAAACGGCCGGGCUCAGCAUGUCUUUGACCGACACCAUCAAACUGUGGGAUGAAGGGAUCACUGCAGCAGACCGUCAGGAGUGGCUCACCGCACUGAACCUGUUCACCACUAUUCUUGAGCCCAGCUCUAAAAUCUGCUUCAACAUCGGCUGUCUGCACCUCCUCCGGGGGGAAUGGGGCCAGGCUGAAAAGGCAUUUGAUAAAAGCAUCUGCAGGGAUGAGCACUUGGCGGUUGCUUUCUUUCAACGUGGGAUAACUUUGUACAAAAAUGAAAAGUAUGAAGAGGCUUUGAGGGACUUUGUAGAAGCCUUUAAUCGUCUGAGAGGGAAUCAGUUGAUUGACUACAACCAGUUGGGCCUCCGGUACAAGCUGAGCUCUUGUCAAGUACUUCACAAUGUGGCGCUGGCACAUGCCAUGAUGCAGAACUGGGACAAAGCUGAAGAGGUCCUAAAGAAAGCUAUCACUUUUAAAACUGAGGCCAAGCCUAAUUAUGUGGAUCAAGCUCUGGAAGCUGUUUUGAAGCGGGAGCUGUUUCAACUCCUCGAGCUGCCAGCAGGAGAACUCUUCAGACCAAAGAGGAAAGUGGUGGCCCAACUGGAAAAGCAGGACUUCCUGGGAGAGGCCAAGGUGGUAGCAUCGAUCAUCGACAAAGAUGCAUUCUCUGGUUUCGCUCCCCUGCAGCCUCAGAUGCCGGACCAUACUCCUCAAAACAAAGCUCCAGAAAAAUUGAAGACUCUGGAAGGUGUACCUCACCGGGUGUUGUUUAACUUCCUCCCAAAUAAUAAACUAGAGCUGAAAGUAAAGAAUGGAAAUAUUGUCUUCUUGCUGGAGAAAGGAGAGGACAACUGGGCCAGAGUUACAUUCAACAAUGAGGUCGGUUUGGUUCCCUACAACUAUUUGGAGCCUUUGGAAGCUGAAAAGGGUGAAAAAUCCCCCCCUCCUGAUAUUCCAGCACCACCGACAUCAUCCGCUCCAGAAAGACCAGCCAGUGUUAAAGAAGGGAAUGUACACACCAAAACAAGCCGGCAGGUGACAGAACAUUCAAAAAAGAUUCAGACCAAAGAUCACUCGGUGCCUGUACCUUCCAUUGUGAAAGUGCAUUUCAAGUACACAGUAGCUAUCCGUGUAAAACCAGGCCUGUCGCACAAUGAGCUUCUGAUUGUCAUCAGUAAGAAGUUCCAAAUACCUGAGGAAAGACUUGGAUUGAGUUACAAGUCACAAGAGAGUGGGGAGCUCAUUCCCAUUACUAGUGAAGCCAAAAUGAAGAGUGCGUGGACUGAGAUAAAAAAUCACCGUUUGACUGUUUGGUGCAAGUUUCUGGAGGUAAAGGCACUGUAUGAUUAUGAAGGAUCUGUACCGGCUGAUCUGGACUUUCACGAAGGAGACAUCAUCCAAGUCUUAGCACAUGUAAACAACAACUGGCUGGAAGGUCAAUGCAAUGGAAAGACUGGUAUCUUCCCAGCAAAUUUUGUUAAAGAAUUAAGCAUGGCUGAUGUGAAGAAUUCGGGAAUGUAAAAGAAAUGCAAAUGUGUAUGCUGAUUUCUGAAGAGGUCCUUUUCUCCUCUGGUGAUACUAGAAUGACUAUCUACAGAUGAGAUGCUUCACUGCUUUGAAUUUUAACAAUUGUUUUCUCCAAACACUAGUUUGCUUUAAGAUUCAUGACUGCUGUCAAAAAUGGAUAAUGAAAGUGCUAUUUUCUUCAGGCUGUGUUUCAAGGCAAUAUGACUAGUUUGUGCCACUCGAAAUUGCAUUGAUGUACAUACUCCAGAUCUUCCUGAUGAUAAUAUUUUAACUGCUGGAAACCUCCUACUUUCCCAUAUUUGUUUUGAAUGCCCUAAGUCAAUGUCCUAAUUAUGAACAAGGAACCCUGGCCCAAUUGUUUGAGUGCUCCACUGAUCAUUUUCUCAAGUGUUCUAAGAUUACCUAUUAACAAUUUUGACUUUGGAUGAAUCAAAGCAAAUUCCAAAAUAUUUAGACUAAAUUUAUUUAAGGUACUGAAAAAUUGUAAGUUUAAAAAAUCCAUAGUGAAUCAGAUUAAUUGUUUUACUUCUCACUGCUAGAGUAGUUGUCUCUGUAAAAUAAGUAACCAUUUUACAGCAGCACCUUCCCUGAUCUUUAAAUGACUGACUUCAUUUGCAUGGUCAAAUUACUGUGUGACUGAAUUUCUAUUGCAGAAAUCCUACAAAUACAUAUCUUUUCUGUUAGCUAGGAGAUUAACAACAACAUAUAUAGACUUUGCAGGCUGGAACUGUAGAUUCUUAUGCAUUCUAUUUAUUGCCAGGUCCAUGUAAACAUGGUGAUAUUACACAUUUAAAACAGCUGCAUUCCUUCUUCUUGAAAUGGAUGUUGAGGGACUAAGUUGGCUGCUGAAAAGUCACCUGACUUUUGUAAUCACUAGGGCAGCACGGUGGCUCAGUGGUUAGCACUGCUGCCUCAAAGUACUA
Chiloscyllium plagiosum (whitespotted bambooshark) is the source of this 2756-nucleotide messenger RNA. RefSeq names its product neutrophil cytosolic factor 2 (gene ncf2). Lineage: Eukaryota; Metazoa; Chordata; Chondrichthyes; Orectolobiformes; Hemiscylliidae. Gene Ontology annotation, molecular function: protein binding; superoxide-generating NADPH oxidase activator activity. Gene Ontology annotation, biological process: superoxide anion generation. The record is from RefSeq and is a predicted model, not a curated record.